AUGCCUCGAAAAAGCUCGCAUACAGACGAAAGUCUUGGAGACCUCUCCAAGCAACGUGCCAGCAAAGCUUGCAAUCGCUGUCGAGCGAAGAAAGCAAAAUGCUCAGGCGGAUACCCUUGCUCGAAAUGCAAAUCUUCAGACGCUGUAUGCAUUUUUGGCUACGCCAGAAAGUCGAAACGCAAAACUUUCCCUGAGCAUUAUGUGCGGGCUCUAGAGAUGCAGCAGUUCAAGCUUGUGGCUGGACUUCAAACCAUGUACUUCAUGCUUUUGGCUGCAAACUCAUGGCCAGGUCCUCAGCUCGCCAAACGCGAAGGUAAUCCGCUUACUCACGACAUCCUUGAAAGUCUUGGCCUUCUUGAGUCUGAUCAGGAUGAGGACUUGGAACCGGACAUGGACGAU
Aureobasidium namibiae CBS 147.97 is the source of this 399-nucleotide messenger RNA. RefSeq lists its product as uncharacterized. Lineage: Eukaryota; Fungi; Ascomycota; Dothideomycetes; Dothideales; Saccotheciaceae. The annotation marks the transcript as partial. Gene Ontology annotation, biological process: regulation of DNA-templated transcription. The record is from RefSeq and is a predicted model, not a curated record. The transcript has 2 exons. Gene Ontology annotation, molecular function: zinc ion binding; DNA-binding transcription factor activity, RNA polymerase II-specific.